UCGACCUAUAGAUUAGUAGCUGAGGUCAGCUGUAGGGAUAGAGCAGGGGUCAUGGUGCCAAUGACUGAGCCUGGAGAGGUGGUUCAGGAGCAGCUUGUGUCCUAAAGCUGGCUUUUGACAAUGACAGUUCCAGAGGACAGAGGUCAAAGGCUUGUCUGGACUGUGCAGCUAGCACUGCUGAGACUGAGUGGGAGAAAUGAGGGAAAUCUAGACAACAUAAUCCACGUGAACAUGAGCUUUACUCACUUCAGUAGGCUUGGAGACCCAAAUGAUGCCAUCAAGGACACACAGGGAGUUCCUUCACCCUCUGUCCUUGUCUGUAAAAUGGGAACAGUAACAAUUUCACCAUCUCAGUGUUCUGGGUGACUGUGAAGAGCAAGCUGGAACGUCUGUAGAAUUGGGAGAAUAUGGUGGCUGGUCACUUUUCAGUCCAAAGCUGCAGUACCGGGUGUGUUUGUGGGGAGGGGCACUUGCCGUAGUCCUGAUGAACUUCUCAUGGUGGGGACGUGCUGGAGGACACCCUAAGGUCAACAGCAGUGCUUACAGAGCCAUUGAAGCACCCAGGCAUUGUGCCCAAACUUCCUUUUUUAUCUCCCUCGGUCCCACAGCAGCACCACUGAUGGGAAGAUGGUGGCCUCACCCACACAAGGUCCCUCCAAAGCCCCUGUCUACAGCCCUUUGUAGGCAUAGUAGCUACAGGUUAUGAACAAAUUGUAUGCCAAGCAUUGUUCAAAAAGGUUUUCAAAUGUGAACUCUGAGACUCCUGCCUAGCCCUAAGUGGUGGAUCCGGAUGCUACUCUGUAUGUUUCAGGUAAGUAAAGGAGGCAUGAAGAAGUUAGGAAAUCCCCCGAAUGAUACCAGUGGUAGAGCUGUAAAUGGUAGAGAUUUGACCCAGGUACUUACGGUCUCCUUGAUGCAUGCAGCACAGCAGUAAUUUAGUGAAUUUACACCUCCACGCUGCACUGUAGGUUCAUAAGGUUAAGGCCCUGUCUGACUUCACACUGCAUUCCCAGUGCCUGGCACCUGGUGAUACUAUGGAUGUCCAUAGGAGACUGGGCCCAGAUGAUAGCUUCCUGGAUAGAAUCUGGUCAUCAGAGUGCCAGAGGCACACCGGGUGGUGGGGGAGCAGGUUCCCCACUGGCCCAGGUCUAGCUGAUCAGGACCCCAGAGUUUGUUAUUUGUGCUGUGUCUCACCUCUCUCUUUUGUUUCCAUGUGCCACUGUGACGAUGGCUCCACUGUCUCUCCCUGACUGGCUGUGUGACCACAACGGCUACCUCUGGGGACAUCAUGACAACAGAGAAGAGUGUAGUGGUUGAAGCUGAGAAUUCUCAGCACCAUCAACAGAAGGAAGAAGGUGAGGGAGCCACAAACUCAGGACAAGAAACUCAGCUGGAAGAAGCUUCCCAACCGGCAGCUGAGGGCGGUAAUCAGUGUGAGCAGAAGCUGAAAGCAUCCAAUGGGGACACUCCGACACAUGAAGACUUGACCAAGAACAAGGAACGGACGUCAGAAAGCAGAGGCCUGUCACGACUGCUCUCCUCAUUCCUCAAAAGGCCCAAGUCUCAGGUUUCUGAAGAAGAAGGCAGAGAAGUAGAGUCAGAUAAAGAAAAAGGUGAAGGAGGCCAGAAGGAGAUAGAAUUUGGAACCAGCCUUGAUGAAGAUGUCAUUUUAAAGGCCCCUAUUGCAGCUCCUGAACCUGAACUCAAAACAGACCCAUCUCUGGAUCUUCAUUCAUUAAGCAGUAUAGAAACACAGCCAGCUCAGGAAGAACACCGAGAGGAUCCGGAUUCUGAAACAAAGGAAGGAGAAGGGAUUGAAGAGUGCUCCAGAGCAGGCGUGAAGGAGGAGCCCGAGUCAAAAGCAGAAAGAGAGCCCGAGGCUUCGCAGAAGCCCGUCCGGAGACAUAGAGACAUGCACUGCAAGGUCUCCCUGUUGGAUGACACAGUCUUUGAGUGUGUGGUGGAGAAACAUGCUAAGGGACAGGAUUUGCUUAAGCGAGUUUGUGAGCACCUCAAUCUGUUGGAAGAAGACUACUUUGGUUUAGCUAUUUGGGAUAGUGCAACCUCUAAGACAUGGCUGGAUUCUGCCAAAGAAAUAAAAAAGCAGGUUCGAGGUGUUCCGUGGAAUUUCACAUUUAAUGUGAAGUUUUAUCCGCCAGACCCAGCACAGUUAACUGAAGACAUAACAAGAUACUAUUUAUGUCUCCAGCUUCGGCAGGACAUCGUGGCUGGACGGCUGCCCUGUUCCUUUGCAACCUUAGCCCUCCUCGGCUCUUACACCAUCCAGUCUGAACUGGGAGACUCUGACCCAGAACUGCAUGGCGUGGAUUAUGUUAGUGAUUUUAAACUGGCCCCGAAUCAGACCAGGGAACUUGAAGAGAAAGUCAUGGAACUGCAUAAAUCCUACAGGUCCAUGACUCCAGCUCAGGCUGACUUGGAAUUUCUUGAGAAUGCCAAAAAGUUGUCCAUGUAUGGAGUUGAUCUUCACAAAGCAAAGGACUUGGAGGGAGUGGAUAUUAUCCUAGGAGUCUGCUCUAGCGGCCUUUUGGUUUACAAAGAUAAGUUGAGAAUUAACCGUUUUCCUUGGCCCAAAGUGCUAAAGAUUUCUUAUAAACGUAGCAGCUUUUUCAUCAAGAUCCGGCCUGGAGAGCAAGAACAAUAUGAAAGUACCAUUGGCUUCAAGCUUCCCAGUUACCGAGCAGCUAAGAAAUUAUGGAAAGUGUGUGUGGAGCAUCACACGUUUUUCAGACUCACUUCUACAGACACCAUUCCCAAAAGUAAAUUUCUUGCCCUGGGAUCUAAAUUUCGGUACAGUGGCCGGACUCAAGCACAGACCAGGCAAGCCAGUGCUCUGAUUGACAGGCCCGCCCCACACUUUGAGCGGACAGCAAGCAAACGGGCCUCCAGGAGCCUUGAUGGAGCAGCUGCUGCUGAGUCCACAGACCGAAGUCCUCGGCCCACGUCUGCACCAGCCAUUGCUCAGAGUCAGGUCACAGAAGGGCCGGGCGUCAAAAAGAUUCCGAAGGAGGCUGCGAAGGCUGAAGUGAAGGGGGAAGAAGAGCCGUCUGAGCAGGCUGAGCCUGAGCCCACAGAAGCGUGGAAGAAAAAGAGAGAGAGACUAGAUGGUGAAAACAUUUAUAUCAGACAUAGCAAUUUAAUGUUGGAGGAUUUAGACAAGAGUCAAGAAGAAAUCAAAAAGCAUCAUGCCAGCAUCAGUGAGCUGAAAAAGAACUUUAUGGAAUCGGUACCCGAACCACGACCUAGUGAGUGGGACAAGCGCUUAUCCACACACUCACCCUUCCGAACUCUUAACAUCAAUGGGCAAGUCCCUACUGGAGAUGGAGUGAAGAAAACUUCUACCCUCCCCUCGGAAAGAAAGCCUCCUCUGGUAAAGACUCAGACUGUCACCAUCUCAGAUACUGCCAACGCUGUGAAAAGUGAAAUCCCAACCAAAGAUGUUCCUAUUGUCCACACUGAGACCAAGACCAUCACCUAUGAGGCUGCCCAGACUGAGGACAGCAAUGGGGACUUAGACCCUGGAGUCUUGCUGACCGCUCAGACCAUCACAUCUGAGACCACAAGCAGCACAACCACGACGCAGAUUACCAAGACUGUAAAAGGUGGCAUUUCUGAGACCCGGAUUGAGAAGAGAAUUGUGAUCACAGGAGAUGGAGAUAUUGACCACGAUCAGGUCCUUGUACAAGCCAUCAAGGAGGCCAAGGAACAGCACCCAGACAUGUCAGUGACCAAAGUGGUCGUCCACCAGGAGACCGAGAUCUCUGAGGAGUGAGCUCAGGGACUGUUCUGCCCGGUCCUCACCCUUCCCCACCCAAGAGAAGCCAGCAUAUCAUAAAGAAGCCAGCCUGCUGCAGUCAGACUCAGACUUUCAAGACUGUUCCACACCACAGAAAACCAACUUGAUUUUCUAUUUGGGAUUUCUAUCGAGACUCUUCUAGAUGCCACAGAUGUUUUCUAUAUUGUGAUACAGAAAUUGUCAGCUUUUUGGUCUAUGAACUGUUUUUAAGACAUUCUGGGUUUUUUAUGGGGUGGUUGGUAACCCCUCAGCCUUGCCUCCCCUCACUUGUUUCCAGCUCAGACCCUGACAGGAUCCACAGACUUCUUCAGAACCCCUCAGAGACCCUGUCAGCUGUAGAGGCCAGAGCCAGCUCAGUGGGACCUCCUGCUCCUCCUCCAGCGUCAGACCCUGGAUGACACAGAAACUAUGCACCGGUGAAUGCCAGGCAGGGCAAAUGCCCUGGUCACAGACCCCAGAAACAUGGCCUCCCUUUGCAGGGUGUUUGGUGAGGCAGCGACCUCGGCUGAGCACAUGCUGCCCCCCAACUCCCCUUCUGUUUGGAGCUUUAGGUCAGAGACAUCAGUUGCUUCAGAUAGAGCUCAUACUGUGAACGUUUGAAUGCAUCUGUGGCCUUCACCUCCCUACCCUCUCCCUCCUCAGCAACAGCUUCCCCAUUGUUCCCAGCUCCCAUCUCAGGAGACCGGAACUCACGGAAAAAUCGGGCACUUCCAAAAGUGCCAGUGGAACAUUUUUAGUUGUAAUUUGAGGAAGAAAAGUUAAUGAGGUUUUAAAAAUCAGGUCUUGUUGUUCAGGGGUGCGCCUCACCCAGGGGAGUGGCGCCUUUACCUCAGAAGGACCCUACUGAGAGAGCUUCCAGCCUCAGCCUGGGCCUCCUCUCUACCAGGCAUGGUAAGGGAUGUGGCUGAGGGAAGAGGGGACAGGCAGCUGCCUGAGGGUGCUCUCCAGGAGCAAGGGUAUGUCUUACCUCCUGGUGGUCAUCCCUGGUCAGGGUGGGUGUGAGCCAACUCUGUUCACUCCUCCAUUGCCUGAGAAGUCUGUCAGGUUUUGGGGGCUUUGUUUUAUUGUGGGUUUUGGAUUUGGUUUCCUUUUCCCUUUUUUUAAAAUAUUGGUUUUGAAAAGGGAGCCUGAUGUCUGUCCCCAGUUGGUGGUGAGAAUUUGGGGACUUUUUCCCCCCAAACAGGGCCUCUGUAAUCCUCCAGCUUACUUCCUACAAACAGAUCUGCCUGGAAGCCUCUUAGAUUCCUAAUUCUAGGCUAGGAAUGAACUUCAUGAGGGUUGACAGCGGGUCUCUGGCAGCAGCAGCAGCAGCAGCAGCAGCAGCAGCGGCCGAAGGGCGUGUGUAACGUCAGGAGCCUCCUGGCCGCGUGCUCUUCACACAAACGCAGCGACUUUGAACUGGUUUUGAGUGUGCAUUUUCUUUUAGCUCCCACGAGACUGUUACCAACGGCAGCUUGCUCUGAGGAGGGCCAGGCUCGGGUUCCACUCCCAGAAGGAAACUUGCAGCUGUGGGCUCGAGCCAGAGGAGGCCGUGCUAGGGAGUGGGGUUAGCAAGGACUCCAGCUGAGACCCAGGAGGAGGCAGAGGGGCCGCCUGCCCAUUCAGCACUGUGCUCUGUGCUGUCCCCAUCAGGAUCUCAGACCUGGGUUCCUGACCUCUGCUCCUCUCUGCUGCCUUUGUCUGGAAAUUGGACCAGAAUUCUGACAUCCCUCCAGGCCUCCCCCUCCCUCUUUUGCUGGUUCUGGCAACAGAUCUUGGGAGAUGGUAAUUGUUUGGAUUUUUUUCUUUCUUUCUUUGUGCAGUUGGUGUGAAGAACGGACUCUGUCCAGGUAGACGUAGUGAUGGGGGAGGGGAGUUCCAUCUCCAGGGUCAGGGACUUGGCAGGAAUUUUCCCAAAGUGACUCAGGCACACCACAGUAACAAACCCAACUGCAGUUUUAUUUUUACUUCAGAAGUAGAUUUCCUUCAAACCACAUGAGAUCUCUGCCACCCACCCACAAAGCAAGCCCUAUAUUCCUAAGCUGAGGGCCCAAGGAGGCUAACUCCAGGGACCCUCCCCCAGGCCAGCAGUGUAUUCUGGGGGAUGCUGAGCAGCUGGGGUUGGGGGGCCCGUGGCCCACAUUGAGAAGUGGAGCUGGAGUUUCGGCCUAGCCAGCAUCCCCACUGCUCAUGAGAAAUGUAAGCCCCAGGCUGGUUGUUUUUACAAAUCUCUCUCAGAUCUAUUAUUUUGAUGACAAAAAUGAAGGAGCUUUGUAAAUUUUUUAAAAAUUAUGAAUCAUAUCAAGUAGUUGUUUACAUUUGACAAAAUAUGGCAGCAGAGUCCAACUGAAAACCCCUUAGGUGAGUUAGGCAGUAUCAGAACUGCUGUCUGCACCCUUCAUAGCGACAGAUGUGGCUGUCGUGUUUUAGGUUAAGUGUUUGGUCUUGCUUCUUGUAUGGCAUUUUUCAAUAAACAUAAAAAAAAUAAAAUAAAAGACCUGACUGUGA
Peromyscus eremicus (cactus mouse) is the source of this 6301-nucleotide messenger RNA. RefSeq names its product erythrocyte membrane protein band 4.1 (gene Epb41). The transcript is spliced from 20 exons. Gene Ontology annotation, molecular function: actin binding; structural molecule activity. The coding region runs from base 1289 to 3790 and encodes 833 amino acids. NCBI's taxonomy places the organism in Eukaryota, Metazoa, Chordata, Mammalia, Rodentia, Cricetidae. Gene Ontology annotation, biological process: cortical actin cytoskeleton organization. Gene Ontology annotation, cellular component: plasma membrane; cytoskeleton. The record is from RefSeq and is a predicted model, not a curated record.